UUGUAUUCAUGCCAAACUACAGGCUAGUCAGACUAGCAAGCCAGAAAACCCGGAAAGCAACCAACGUAGAGCGUUCCUUUUUUUCUACGCAAGUAAAUACAUCAUCAGCAAGUAGCAAACCGGAAAUGGACAACUUUCCGUCAGCUUGGAACGGAUCGAGAUCGCUGGACGUGCCGCAGCUGAUCGAAAGUCUGAAUCUGAAGGAAUCAAGUGUGUCGCCUCGGUCGCUGGACCGCUAUCCGCCGUACUCGCCGUUCUAUGGAGUGAUGGGCGUGGUGUUCUCCAGUGUGCUGACCGCGGCUGGAGCGGCAUACGGAACUGCUGUGUCCGGAACCGGGAUCGCCGCCACGGCGGUGAUGCGUCCGGAACUGGUGAUGAAGUCAAUCAUUCCGGUGGUCAUGGCGGGCAUCAUUGCCAUAUACGGUCUGGUGGUAUCCGUGCUGCUGUCUGGCGAACUGGCACCAGCGCCCAACUACUCGCUGCCCACCGGCUAUGUGCACCUGGCCGCCGGACUCUCGGUGGGAUUCUCUGGCCUGGCCGCCGGCUAUGCGGUGGGUGAGGUCGGUGAAGUGGGUGUGCGCCACAUUGCGCUGCAGCCACGGCUCUUCAUCGGCAUGAUCCUGAUCCUCAUUUUCGCCGAGGUGCUUGGUCUCUACGGCCUGAUCAUCGGCAUUUAUUUGUACACAGUCAACAUUAAGUAGUUGAAUGUGCCAUUC
This is a messenger RNA of Drosophila teissieri, 716 nucleotides long. RefSeq names its product V-type proton ATPase 16 kDa proteolipid subunit (gene Vha16-5). The record is from RefSeq and is a predicted model, not a curated record. NCBI's taxonomy places the organism in Eukaryota, Metazoa, Arthropoda, Insecta, Diptera, Drosophilidae. Gene Ontology annotation, biological process: proton transmembrane transport. Gene Ontology annotation, molecular function: proton-transporting ATPase activity, rotational mechanism. The coding region runs from base 9 to 701 and encodes 230 amino acids. The transcript has a single exon. Gene Ontology annotation, cellular component: proton-transporting V-type ATPase, V0 domain.